AAACAGAAUGAGACUUUUUCAACGAAUAUUAUUGUCAAAGGGAAUAUGGAUCUUUUGUCUACGUGGACACGACGUUUGUGCUGUGAACAGUCUUCGCAUCGCAUUUAUUUUCGCUAUGGAGUUUUUGAGAAAAUGGAUAGAAUAUGAAAAAAUAGACCCAAGUGCUCAACCUGAAGUACGAACUUUGAGAAGAGGACGUUUAGGCUUCUGGCAUCUUUACUUUCAAUCCGUAUCUAUGAUUUCACCAGCCGGUGCUAUGGCAGCUACUAUGACUAGUUCUGCUGGUUAUGCUUGGGGUGCUUUACCUUUUUCUUAUAUUCUUGCCAUAAUAGCUGGUACCCUUUUAAUGAAUACUACAGUUUGGUAUUCUAUGAAAGUUGCAUCCUCAGGUGGUUAUUAUGCUUAUGUUUUUGCAGCUGUUGGACCAAGAUGGGGAGUGAUUUGUGGUAUGAUGUUUAUAUUAUCUUAUUUUAAUGUCGUUACAAAUGGUAUUCUAUUCGUUGGAGGAGUCUUUUUUCCCGGUUUUAUUCAGACCAUGACCGGAGCUACUUAUGCAGAUAAGGCAUGGAUAGGAAUCAUGUUUGCUUUUAUCAUUCUCAUAUACAUUUUGGCAUUUCUUGGUAUUCGUGCUUCUCUUGAUUAUUCUUUAGUGAUUGGAACUUUUGAGCUUCUAUUCAUGUUUGCUUGUACAUUGGCAGUUGUCAUCAAGGUUGGUUCUCAAAAUACCGGACAAGUAUUUCAUCCUUCAUUAGCGCCUACACGUGCAGAUAUUGCAAUAGCUGCUUUGUUAUCUUUGUUUUCUAUUUCUGGUUAUUCUGCCGUAGCUUUUCUAGGAGAAGAAGCAAAGAAUCCUCGGAAACAAAUACCCAUUGCCGUGAUACUUGCAUAUUCUAGUGUGGCUUUGUUAUUCUUUUUCAUGUCUUAUGGUCUUACAGUUGGUUGGGGCUAUAAGAACAUGUCUGAGUUUUCAGCUUCAUUAGACCCUGGAGUCAUUGUAUACAAACGUUACCUUACUCCAGUCAUUGGUUGGUUCAUGGUUAUCCUUAUUUUAAAUGCAAUGUUUUUAGGUUCAUUAGCUCCUUUGAAUAGUUGUGCGAGACUUAUUUUUGCUUUUGCAAGAGAAGGUCUCAUAUUUCCAAAGAUAUUUGCUACUGUAGACAAGAAACAGAAUCCCAUCGUUUCUACUGCUGUUGUUGCCUUUCUUGCUGCUGUCGUAUCUCUUAUUGCAGGUUUAGCUAUGGGAACUUAUGAUGGAUUUGUGAUGUUGGUGACAACUUCAUCUCUUUCUCUUUAUGUGGGUCAUAUCAUUGCUAACCUUACUUUGGGUAUCUUUUAUUAUCGUCAAAAACAACUCAACUGGUUCUUUCAUGUCAUUGUUCCUAUUAUUGCUUCGAUUUUAGUUGGCUUUAGUAUUUUCUUUACUAUGUAUCCUUAUGAUCCUGUCACAUUGGCGUGUCCAAUAUGGACCGGUGCUUGGCUUAUUUUAUCCAUCAUAGGUGCUUAUCUUACUCCACGAGAUCGUUUAGAUGCUGCACAGCAUAGAUUUGAAAGAGUACAAGACAUUAUGGGAGCUACCUAUGUGAAAAUUCAAGGAUCAACUGCAUGGAAUAAGAAUGGACCCGAAAUGACUGUGGAAGAAGAAACUUUUCAAAGUUCCGAUACAUUUCAACAGAAUCAUCAUCAUAGUAUUGAUAAAUAUGUUGAUGAUGAACUCAUUGCUUCUAGUCACGCAUAAUUAUGUGUUGUUUUGCACAAAUGUUGUGGAUGGCUUCAUUAAAGUAAUAAUAUGUCAAGUUGUGCACAACCAAUCAGAUUUCCCUAGGUUUAUAAAAGUAAACCCACUUUG
Galdieria sulphuraria is the source of this 1846-nucleotide messenger RNA. Its product is annotated as amino acid permease, APC family. Lineage: Eukaryota; Rhodophyta; Bangiophyceae; Galdieriales; Galdieriaceae. The record is from RefSeq and is a predicted model, not a curated record. Gene Ontology annotation, biological process: transmembrane transport. Gene Ontology annotation, cellular component: membrane. The transcript has a single exon. Bases 8 to 1735 code for a protein of 575 amino acids. Gene Ontology annotation, molecular function: transmembrane transporter activity.